AUGCCGCGAAUUGCUUUGAUCGGAUUAGGCACCAUCGGCCUGUCGAUGGCGGCCCUCCAUCUCGACCGGGAAGACACGAGCGUGGCCGUGUUCGACCCACGGCCAGACCUGAACGAAUACAUCCGCCGCCGUCUCCCACAGCUCCUAUCAUCAUCCCAAGGAGGCCCCGUGGAUACUCUCGUUGACACCCUCUUCUCGAACAGCCGUCUGUCCAUCCACGAUACCCUGUCGAGCGCGGUCUCCUCCGCAGAAGUCAUCCAGGAACAAGGACCAGAAAACGAGGCCUUCAAGCAGAGAACAUGGCGCGAGAUUGAAACACUCGCACUACCCUCAGCCCAAUUUUGGAGCAGCACAUCAGGAAUCGCGGCGUCGAUCCAGAACGUGCAAAUGACCGAUCCGUCCCGUCUACUAGUCGUCCACCCGUUUAACCCGCCGCAUAUCAUGCCGUUGAUCGAGAUCGUGCCCGGCCCGACGACAAAGCAAGCAUGCGUCGAUUUCGCCGUAGCCUAUUUCUCAAAACACGGACACCACCGCCCCGUUGUUGUGAGGAAGGAAAUCCCCGGUUUCGUGGGGAAUAGACUUGCCUUUGCUCUCUUCCGCGAGGCAUGCUCGCUCGUCAAUGAAGGCGUCGUGCAUGCCCGUGACCUCGAUACUAUCGUCAUGGCGAGUCUGGGCCCGCGGUGGGCCACGCAGGGUGUGUUUGAGAGUUACCAUGCUGGGGGCGGGGAGGGCGGUUUAGCUUCCUUUCUAGAUAAGCUGGGCGGGACGAUGCAGCAGGUCUGGGAUGGCCUGGGGACUGUGAAUGUGAAACCCCAGAAUGUUGAUGCUCAGGAUGAUGGAGUCCAGGAUGAUGGAGUCGUUCGGUGGAAGGAGAAAGUCGUGGACCAGGUGAACGAGGCGUAUGGGCCGUUUACUGCAGAUAAGGCCAAGAAGAAAGAGACCUUGUUAAAACAGGUGUUGGACGUACAGAAGGAUAUAUAG
Penicilliopsis zonata CBS 506.65 is the source of this 981-nucleotide messenger RNA. RefSeq lists its product as hypothetical. The transcript has a single exon. NCBI's taxonomy places the organism in Eukaryota, Fungi, Ascomycota, Eurotiomycetes, Eurotiales, Aspergillaceae. Gene Ontology annotation, molecular function: oxidoreductase activity, acting on the CH-OH group of donors, NAD or NADP as acceptor; NAD+ binding. The record is from RefSeq and is a predicted model, not a curated record. The coding region runs from base 1 to 981 and encodes 326 amino acids. Gene Ontology annotation, biological process: fatty acid metabolic process.